Messenger RNA from Daucus carota subsp. sativus, 1800 nucleotides. RefSeq names its product mitochondrial fission protein ELM1. The transcript has 10 exons. Lineage: Eukaryota; Viridiplantae; Streptophyta; Magnoliopsida; Apiales; Apiaceae. The record is from RefSeq and is a predicted model, not a curated record. Bases 113 to 1393 code for a protein of 426 amino acids. Gene Ontology annotation, cellular component: mitochondrial outer membrane. Gene Ontology annotation, biological process: mitochondrial fission.
AGUAUGGUAUUGUAUUGCUUUGGGAGAAAGAAAAGAAAAUAAUAAAGAAAACUUUGUUUGCAGCAUCUAUAACGAGCACUCGGGGGUUUAAAGUGUUGAUCUAGUUGAAUCGAUGAAGCCGAUUAGACUGCCGGAGCCACCGGAAAGUCCGCCGAAAGGAGUGCCGGACAUAUUCGAAGGCGGCGUCUACAGCGUUAUCCGGCGAGCUGUUAUCAUCGGCAACGGUUUUCCAGCUUCUGAGAAUCAGAGUUUUGGCUUGGUUCGAGCUUUAGGCCUUUCCGAAAAGCAAGUUUUAUAUCGUGUUACUAGACCCAGAGGAGGAAUAAAUGAGUGGCUACACUGGCUUCCAGUUUCUAUCCACAAAGCAGUGUAUUACAUUAUCAGGCAGCUCUUUGGUUAUUCCCGGGUUAUCUCGAGGCGCAGAGGGGAUAGACUUCUGCCAUUAACUACAGAAAAUGGCGGUAGUGGUGGUUUAUCAUCUAUUUUAGAAGCUGAUGUGAAAGGCAUAGUAAAUAUGGCUCGAGAGACUUAUGAGAAGGAUGGUCCGUUGUUGAUUGUUGCAUGUGGCAGAGACACCAUUUCAAUUGCAAGCUCGAUAAAAAAACUAGCCUCUGACUAUGUAUUUGUUGUUCAGAUUCAGCAUCCAAGGUCACACCUGAAUAGGUUCGACCUGGUCAUCACCCCACAGCAUGACUAUUACCCUUUGACUCCUGCUGCACAGGAGCAGGUUCCCAAAUUUCUCCGGAAGUGGAUAACGCCUCGUGAGCCUCCUGAUAGUCAUGUGGUCCUCACUGUAGGAUCUCUUCAUCAAGUUGAUUUUGCUGCUCUCCGAAGUGCAGCUAUUACAUGGCAUGAUGAGUUUGCACCUUUGCCGAAGCCCUUACUGGUGGUUAACAUUGGAGGACCUACACGCUUCUGUAAAUACGGGAUAGAUCUUGCUAAACAAUUAGUAGCAUCUCUCCAUAAUGUUCUUGUCAGCUGUGGAAGUGUAAGAAUAUCUUUCUCAAGGAGGACACCUGAAAAGGUAUCUAAUUUCAUACUCAAAGAGCUAGGAAGUCAUCCAAAAAUUUAUAUAUGGGACGGCGAAGAAUCAAAUCCGCACAUGGGCCAUCUAGCGUGGGCUGAUGCUUUUGUCGUCACUGCAGAUUCAGUCAGUAUGCUCAGUGAAACUUGUAGCACAGGUAAGCCCGUCUACGUUGUGGGUAGCGAGCGUUGUACUUGGAAGUAUGCGGACUUCCACAAAACGAUGAGGGAGCGAGGUUUUGUUCGGCCAUUUACAGGUCUUGAAGAUAUUUCAGAAAGUUGGAGCUAUCCACCACUCAAUGACACUGCCGAAGCAGCAAAUAGAGUGCAUGAAGCAAUUGCAGGGCGAGGGUGGAGAUUGCGCCCGUAGAAAGAGUUCUAGUCACACUGUUGUUGUCUAUUAGUUAAGAUAUAAAAUUUUCCUCGGAGUUGAGGUCCCAGAGAAUCACGAUGGUUCAAGUUGUUUCGGAUUACUACUGAUCAUAUGGAGUUUGGUUAAGCAAUGAAUGUUUAUAAUUUUUCCCAUAUGAAUUUUGAUAUUUAUAGAAUAAAUGAAUAGACUAGCAGAUUGUUGCUUGCAAUGCAGAAAGGUACAUAUUCAUACAUACAGUAUUUAUGAGCACUUGGAGACCAAUACAUUUUGUAAUCUACCAUGUAAAUGUAGGUUUUUAUGUGUUUUAGCAACAAUUGCAGAUGCACCAUGUAUUCAUGCCUUUAGUCUGUUUCAAAGACAUGAUUCUACCAGCAAAGUACCAAUUGAAACGGUUUUUCUGUUUA